AUGCUGCCAGGGUUGCCGAAUAACAUUGAACGCUACCGACAGACGCGCUCAGAAAAGUCGGUUAUCUGGCAUCCCUGCUUCGUGAGGCGCAGUUUCGCCAUGGGAACAAAGGAGCUGUUCUCGAAGCCCCAGUCACCUGUCUGCGCGCACUACGUUCUUCUGUCCUCGCUGACGCGGAGUAUAAAAGCGCCACUCUCGACUCAGCUGGCAUUAUCCACUUUCUGCUCGUUUGGUAAGCUGUUCUGGGUCACCAGUGUGUGGACGAACGGCCGCCGCAAAUUCUCCUCAUCUCAAGUUAAAGGAUUGUCCGUGAGCACCAUACGAAGUUCGAAAGACAUGGCAGUGUCGCAGGUUCGUCAGAAUUUCCACGAAGACAGCGAGGCCGGGAUCAAUAAGCAGAUCAACUGGGAGUUGUAUGCAAGCUACACCUAUAUGUCCAUGGCUGGAUAUUUCCGUCGUGACGAUGUUGCUCUCCCGGGAUUCGCCAAGUUCUUCGAACACAGCUCUAAAGAAGAACACGAACAUGCGAGGAAGCUUAUUGAUUAUCAGAACCAACGAGGAGGACGAGUUGUUCUAAAUCCCAUUGACAAGCCCAAUAGGGAUGAGUGGGGAAGUGGACUGGAUGCUCUCAUUGCUGCACUUGACUUGGAAAAAACUGUCAAUAAGUCCUUGUUGGAAUUGCAUAAAAUCGCUGACGGGCAUGGAGACGCCCAGAUGUGCGACUUCUUGGAAUCGCACUACCUGGAAGAACAGGUUGAAUCCAUCAAAGAGAUUGGUGACCUGAUCACGCAGUGCAAACGCGUUGGCCCUGGUUUGGGCGAAUGGCACUUCGAUCGAGUGAUGCAUGACAAGAGCACUUGAACUGGAGCCAGAUGUCGAUUCAAUCAGUCCAGCCAAUCUUCUAGAGUACUUCACGCUAUCCUGUACCUUGAUUCUGAAGAUGUACACCAUAUUUAGGUGUUCCGCGCUGUUCAAUCCAUUUCUAUAAUGACGUGAAAUAAAGAGCAACUGCAUAAAGA
Molecule: messenger RNA, 1019 nt
Organism: Notodromas monacha
Lineage: Eukaryota; Metazoa; Arthropoda; Ostracoda; Podocopida; Cyprididae
Source: the annotation of a GenBank genome assembly